AGAGUGCUAGGAUUACAGGCGUGAGCCACCUCCCCCGGCCCUCAUUUCUUUUUCACUGUUGCUUUGCCAGAUUAGGAGGGAGUGGGGAGUAACCAGACUGCAAGGGGAGGCAGAGGUAGUUGUAGUAAAUCCUUUAAAAAUCCUAGGCCAGCUUUUAAGGCGACUGGGCCCACCCAGGAGCGGAAUGCCUACACCCGGUAAUACUCCCCGGUCGGACGGAGUAGCACCAGGAGGCUGCGCCCGCAGCCGCCUAGGCAAGCCGACAGCUUGGGCGGAGUCCUCCCGCACGCGCUACGCCCCGCCCCUACGUGCUGCGUUUCGCUCCCGCGCAGCGAGCGCCGCGCCGGAUUGGGUAGCGCUGCCACGUCAGGGGCGGGGAGAGCGUCCUCGCGUCCGGGUGUCUUCCGCGGGCUUCGGCAGGGGCGCCGGCAGUGGUUGGUGGGAAAUGGCGGAGUACUUGGCCUCCAUCUUCGGCACCGAGAAAGACAAAGUCAACUGUUCAUUUUAUUUCAAAAUUGGAGCGUGUCGUCAUGGAGACCGGUGCUCUCGGCUGCACAAUAAACCGACCUUUAGCCAGACCAUUGCCCUCUUGAACAUUUACCGUAACCCUCAAAACUCUUCCCAGUCUGCUGACGGGCUGCGCUGUGCUGUGAGCGAUGUUGAGAUGCAGGAACACUAUGAUGAGUUUUUUGAGGAGGUUUUUACAGAAAUGGAGGAGAAGUAUGGGGAAGUUGAGGAGAUGAACGUCUGUGAUAACCUGGGAGACCACCUGGUGGGGAACGUGUACGUCAAGUUUCGCCGUGAGGAAGACGCAGAAAAGGCUGUGAUUGACUUGAAUAACCGUUGGUUCAACGGACAGCCGAUCCACGCCGAGCUCUCGCCCGUGACUGACUUCAGGGAGGCCUGCUGCCGCCAGUAUGAGAUGGGGGAGUGUACGCGGGGCGGCUUCUGUAACUUCAUGCACUUGAAGCCCAUUUCGAGAGAACUGCGGCGCGAGCUGUAUGGGCGCCGGCGCAAGAAGCAUAGAUCGGGGUCCCGGUCCCGGGAGCGUCGGUCCCGGUCUAGAGACCGUGGUCGUGGCGGGGGCGGCGGGGGACGGGAGCGCGACAGGAGGCGAUCUCGAGACCGUGAAAGAUCUGGACGAUUCUGAGCCGAGCCAUUUUUACCUGACGUCUGCUAGGAAGUGUUGUUGAUUGUACAAACCAGUUCAUAAUCGGAAUUUUUU
This is a messenger RNA of Microcebus murinus (gray mouse lemur), 1225 nucleotides long. RefSeq names its product splicing factor U2AF 35 kDa subunit. NCBI's taxonomy places the organism in Eukaryota, Metazoa, Chordata, Mammalia, Primates, Cheirogaleidae. Gene Ontology annotation, cellular component: U2AF complex. Gene Ontology annotation, molecular function: RNA binding; metal ion binding. Gene Ontology annotation, biological process: mRNA splicing, via spliceosome. The record is from RefSeq and is a predicted model, not a curated record.